CCCUUUGGCUUGUUUAGCGUGUGUUUGUAAUUUCAUUUGUGAUUUUAAUUUUCUGUCAGGCGAAUUUGGAAUAUAGAUUAUUUGAUGCGCAUCGACUGCACUGAAUACGAAAAACACAUAACACAAUGGAUCAUCGUUUCAGUUUAAGUAUUAAUUCGCCGCGUUUAUCAAAUCCGAUUGCCGAUUCCACAUGGAUUGAUGGACCGCCCACGUCGAGCCGACCAACGGUGUUCCAGCUAAGUCCCAAACAGCGCAGCAACUCCAGCGUUUGCUUAAGUAAUAGUUAUACAAUUGAGACGCCACAGAAUAAAACCUUGCAUCAGACAUCAAGAACAACAACAAGCAUCUCCAGAAUGACGCGCCAAAAAUUAAAUCUCAGUCAGAUAGACCCCAAAACAUAUGCGGAUGUGCACAGCAGCGGUUUGGCGUCCCGGAUUGUUAAGUAUCAUCAGGAGAGCAGCACUGGACUGCAGCGGAGCAUGUCCUUUAACAAUUUGUAUAACCCAAUUACACAGCCACGGAGAACAAGUAUCGCAGCAUCACCACUCUCACACAAGCCGAAUCUGCCAUCGCUGUCAAUGACACGGAUUGCUCCGCCAGAGCGUAGUUUUUAUUGUGGCAAUACGCUACCUAGUCUGCUGCGAUCAAAUUCGUUGUUGGGCGUGGAGAAGUGCACCGAACAGCUGUCACGCGAAAAUCGUCCCAUUCUGCAUCCACAGCCGUUGCAACACGAAAGCGAACCGACGCGCAGUGUCCUGGAGGAGCUAAAGGAGAUAUCGCGAAAGCGAAUUAACAGCGGCGAUAUACAACAAAAUGAUUACAACACCAAAAAGAGUUGCAAUCGCAUGACGGAUUUUGUGGAUCAUCAUAAUCUUCAUUCACAGCAACAGCAACAGCAGAUGUCCAUGUUGCAGCCACAAGGCGGUUCUAAGCGUCAGCGUGAACUGAGCGUAGCGGUGCCGUUGCGUUUGCAUCAUUCGCCAAUUCCUCUGCCGUUGCAACACCAUCAGCAGCAGCAUCAACAACAACAACAACACCAGCAACAUCAGCAGCAUCAGCAGCAGCAACAUCUUCAAAUGCCAUUUGGUGGCAGCAUUUCACCGCAACAAUCGCCGGAGCAGCUGGCAAAACGGCGUAACUGCAGUUAUAGCAAUGAUAUUACCAGCUCGCUUAGUUCCAGCAAGUUGCAUAGCAACAAGCGUAAACUGUACGAUAUGCGAGAGAAACUUCGUUUGACAAGCGGCAACACAACCACAACUACGGCUAACGGCAAUAGCAGCUCACCAGAAAAUUCGCCUCAUCAACAUGCGUCUAAAAUACAGCGCAAGCAGCCCACGUCCGACUUACACCUGGAGCAAUUGACAAAGACGCAAAGCACACCAUUAACACCGUUGCCACCGACGCCAGCACAACGCACAGCUUCGGCACCACCGCUGCAGUCUACAGCGCCACAGGAAGAGGCGGCACCGAAACCUAAACUUACGUUGUUCAAUGCACAACAGCAGCGGGAGCAGCCGCAGUCAUUAGAUCUAGACAGUCCCGAUGUGGAUGCCGGCGAAUAUGCGGGCAUACAAUUUGUGAAGCCUAAACAACAGAAUUCAUUCAACGGCGUCAAGAAUUCCAGCUUGGAGCGUACGCAGAAAACCAAAUUGGCGCUAAUGCUGAGCAGUUUGCGUGGGGAAAUCUAUCAGGAUGAAACGGAGAUACAAGUGAACGAUGAACCUGAUGCGAAGCCGCAACCCACAGCGCCAACGACAACGACAACGGCAACUGUUGCACCCUUAACAACUGUAACAACAGCCACAACAUCAACAACAACGACAACGACAAAGCCAGUUAUUCUAAGCGUUACAACUUUUUUGCCUGCAUCCAAUUUGGGUACAGCUACAGCUACAACUACAACAACAACAGCAAGCACAGCAGCAACAUCUGCUUCUACUAAUACAGCUACAAAAACAACAACAACAACAAGCAACCCGUUGCCUUUGCUUGCAUUAAACAACCCGGUAUCAGAGAAAGCAACAACGAUAACAAACAACACCGAAACGUCAAAAAGUUCGAGUGCGAACGCAGCAGGCGCUGUUUUAACUGGCUUUAAACUGCCAACAAUAGAAACAUCUACCACAGCGGCAACAUUUGGCAACUUAACAGUAACUACAGCAGCAACAGCAACAACAAGCGCGACAAUGUUUUCGUUUGGCAAUACUGGAGCAUUAAAAACAACAACGUCAAAUGCAUCUACAAACGCAGUGACGACAAUAACAACCAGCGCGCCAAUAUUUGCAUUUGGAAAUGCUGCAGCUUCAGCGACAACAACAACAGCAGCAGCAACAAACAAUGUUGUAACUACCACAAUAUCAGCUAAAACGCCAAUGUUUGCAUUUGGCAAUGCUGCUACGGCAGCAGCAACAACAGCCUCAGCAGGAGCAACAAUGACGACAUCAGCGACCACCAACAAAACAUUCUUGUUCGGCAAUGCAACAAGCAACAAUGCAGCAGCAACAGGUGCCACAGCAACGCCAGCGUUUAAGGUGGAUAACUGGUCGGCUAAGCCAUUAGAAUUGGGAGCCCCUAACAACAACAGCGGCAACAACAACAGCUUUGGUGCCGCAUUUAAAUUACCCACAGCGACUACGACUGCAACUGCAGCAACACCAACAACACCAGCGACAACAACAAAGAGUGCAGAGCCAACGAAGCUAUUUAGCUUUGGUGCAAAAGCAGUCCCCACAGCAGCAGCAGCAAUUGCACCGACAACAGCAGCAACGCCGAUUUUCGGUCAAGCAACAACUGCAACAGCCACGCCGGUUUUUGGGCAACAGACAUCAACUGCACCAGCAACAACGGCAAUGCCUAUUUUUGGCCAAGCAGCUGCAGCGACAUCUACACCGUUUGGCUUCAAUGCAGUAGCAACAACUACCGCUCCUGCAGCAACAGCAAGUGCUGCUAGCAGCUCCAAUAUGUUUACAUUUAGCGGUGCUGGUGGUGGCGCUGUGUCCAAGCCUGUCGCAAAAGCAGCGCCAUUUACAUUACCCAGCAGCAACAGCAAUAACAGCGGCGCUAACAAUACCAGCACCAACAAUAUGUUUAGCUUUGGCGGCGGCGACAUGUCAAAAACUGCAACAACAGCAGCAGGAGGACCCAACAGCUUUAGUUUUAAUGGUGCAACAUCUGCACAACCAGCAGCCAAUUCAAAUAACUUUAGUUUUAAUGCCACACCCAAACAAACGCCUAUCUUUGGUGGCAACAGCAGCAACACGACUGCAACUGCAGCUAAACCUUUUACAUUUGGCGGCACUGCUGGCACAACGGAUCAACAGCAGCAACCACAGCAGCAAUCGGCACCAGCAACAUCAGGCAUGGGACAACAACAACAACCACGAGCUGGUGGUUUCUCUUUUGCCGCUGUGGCACAGAAAAAUGAAUCAACAAAUUUGUUUAGCUCACCAGCAGCACCAGCUGCCACGGGCAUUGUGAAGCCUAGUUUUAAUUUUGGCGGCAGUUCAACGCCAGCAACAACUACAGCACCACCGCCAGCUGCCACUUUUGGUGGGUUUGCAACACCAGCGCCGCCUGCUAGCAAACCAUUUGCAUUUGGUGGCGCUGCCACAACUGCUCCAGCCAAUAAUGCUGCAUCUCCCAUGGGCGGUAAUUUAUUUGCCAACGCUGUUGCCGCUGCACAGCAGCAGCAACAACAACAACAACAUCAUCAUCAACAGCAGCAACAACAACAACAGCAGCCCAAGCCGGGCGGCUUCUCCUUCUCGACAACUAACAAUAAUAGCGGCAACAACGGCAUUGCUGCAACACCAGCAAAUGUCAAUGCACCAUUUGCUUUUGGUGGCAUCACAUCGCCACCACAGAACAACAAUACGGCCAAACCUUUUACAUUUGGUGCCAGUGCAAACAAUGCGCCAACGUCUAAUAUCUUUGGCAAUCCUACAGCUGCGGGUGGACCAACGGCUCCCCCCAAUGGUGGAGCAUUUAAUUUUGGAGGCACUGCAUCACCCGCACCUGAAAUGGCAUCAACGGCACAGCAGCUUAAUAGUGGCAAUGUCUUUGCUCUGCCCAAUACACCGGAAAGUCGACCAAUAAGAAGAGCUACGCGGCGUCUCCAAAAGUAGGGAUAGAAUCUGAAGCGGGACUAACAUAUAAUGAUGGAAACUUAGGUUAUCAAAAUAUAAAGGAAAAUGAAUGUUACACACUUAUAUUUUAGGUCUAUAUAAUAUUAGAUUAUUUGCGCAUAAUAAACGCUGUUAAACAAGUUGAAUAAAUGCUUAUCAGCAGUUUUGUGAUCAGA
Molecule: messenger RNA, 4300 nt
Organism: Drosophila innubila
Lineage: Eukaryota; Metazoa; Arthropoda; Insecta; Diptera; Drosophilidae
Product: mucin-5AC
Exons: 4
Coding region: 126-4124 (1332 amino acids)
Source: RefSeq, a predicted model, not a curated record